UCACAAUUCAGCCACCCAAGUAAAAGAAAUGAAACGAAAAAAAAAAAGGAAGAAAAAACACAAAACACAGAUUCCACGUCUUGGGAGUCAUAUUCGCCUGAAUAUUCUCCAGUGUUUUCCGUAAUUCGUCCCCUUUCUAUGGGCUUAGGCCCGGUCAUGAACGUGGGCUUAAUCAACGAUUUACGCUAAAUGAAGUCAUUAGUUUUACAGCCAAUCAGUUAAUCAACCGACCGCGACGUGUGCUUCGGUUUCACUCUACCUUCUCACAAAGCCAAGAAAGCAGCUAUAAAAGUUGAGAGCACGAACACAUGCACCAUCACUCUAUCAUCGCCAAUUCCACCCCUGCAUCAUUCACAUUUUCCCUUAUCAUCUUUCCAAUUUUACAUCACUCUUAGAUCCUAAGUUUUCGAAGGAGAAGUUCCGAAUUCUUCAUCAAUGGCUGCUGCUGCGACUUUGAAUCCCACCGAUGCUCAGAAGCUCGAGAAGCUCAAAUCUGCUACUGCCAGUCUCACUCAAAUCAGUGAGAAUGAGAAGGCUGGAUUCAUCAACCUCGUCUCUCGCUAUCUGAGCGGUGAAGCUCAGCAUGUUGAUUGGAGCAAGAUCCAGACACCCACAGAUGAGGUUGUGGUGCCUUAUGAUACCUUGGCACCUGUACCUGAAGAUCCUGCCGAAACAAAGAAGCUUUUAGACAAACUUGUGGUGUUGAAGCUUAAUGGUGGACUGGGAACGACGAUGGGUUGCACUGGUCCAAAGUCUGUAAUUGAAGUUCGCAAUGGAUUGACAUUCCUUGACUUAAUAGUUAUUCAGAUUGAGACACUAAACAAGAAAUAUGGAUGCAAUGUGCCCUUGCUUCUUAUGAACUCUUUCAAUACUCAUGAUGAUACUUUGAAGAUUGUAGAAAAAUACACCAAGUCCAAUAUUGAAAUUCAUACAUUUAAUCAGAGUCAGUAUCCACGAUUGGUGGUUGAAGAUUUCUUGCCAUUUCCAAGCAAAGGAAACACUGGCAAGGAUGCAUGGUACCCUCCUGGCCACGGAGAUGUGUUUCCAGCCCUGAUGAACAGUGGCAAGCUAGAUGCUUUAAUAUCAGCGGGCAAGGAAUAUGUCUUCAUUGCCAAUUCUGAUAAUUUGGGUGCGAUAACGGAUUUGAAAAUUUUAAACCAUCUGCUCAGUAACAAGAAUGAGUACUGCAUGGAGGUUACUCCGAAAACGUUGGCUGAUGUCAAAGGAGGUACACUGAUUUCCUACGAAGGCAGAGUGCAGCUCCUGGAAAUCGCCCAAGUUCCUGAUGAACAUGUAAAUGAAUUCAAGUCAAUUGAGAAGUUCAAAAUUUUCAAUACAAACAAUUUAUGGGUGAACUUAAAAGCAAUCAAAAGACUUGUUGAAGCACAAGCCUUGAAGAUGGAGAUUAUUCCAAACCCCAAGGAAGUGGAUGGCGUCAAGGUUCUUCAAUUAGAGACUGCUGCCGGUGCUGCAAUAAGGUUCUUUGACAGGGCCAUUGGCAUCAAUGUCCCUCGAUCUCGCUUCCUCCCCGUAAAAGCCACCUCUGAUCUGCUUCUGGUUCAGUCCGACCUUUACACGUUGUCUGAAGAUGGCUAUGUGGUGAGAAAUGAGGCUAGGACUAAUCCAGCUAAUCCUACUAUUGAAUUGGGACCUGAAUUUAAGAAGGUUGGCAACUUCUUAAGUCGGUUCAAGUCCAUUCCCAGUAUUGUUGAAUUAGAUAGCUUGAAGGUCACUGGGGAUGUGUGGUUUGGAGCUGGUAUCACCCUCAAGGGAAAAGUGACGAUUACUGCUAAACCUGGAUCUAACUUGGAAAUUCCAGAUGGAGUUGUGAUAGCAAACAAGGACAUCAAUGGUCCAGAAGAUAUAUAGAAAGGUCCGAUCCAGCAGUGCUCCAUCAGUUAUGAAAGCUCUA
Messenger RNA from Oldenlandia corymbosa var. corymbosa, 1912 nucleotides. The record is from the annotation of a GenBank genome assembly. Lineage: Eukaryota; Viridiplantae; Streptophyta; Magnoliopsida; Gentianales; Rubiaceae.